This is a messenger RNA of Gasterosteus aculeatus aculeatus (three-spined stickleback), 1336 nucleotides long. The record is from RefSeq and is a predicted model, not a curated record. NCBI's taxonomy places the organism in Eukaryota, Metazoa, Chordata, Actinopteri, Perciformes, Gasterosteidae.
GGAAAACGCAGCAGAGUGAGACUUCUUUCCGUUGUUCUCCUCUCCGACCGGCUGUUGACACGUCAUCAGACUCCCCGUCACCACCAACAACAUCCAACAUGGCGGCGUCCGUCCGGGAGAAGCAGACAGUGGCUCUGAAGCGGAUGCUGAACUUCAACGCUCCUCCGCUGAAGAACACGGCAACUGAGCCCGUAUGGAAGGUGUUGAUAUACGACCGGUUUGGCCAGGACAUCAUCUCCCCUCUGCUGUCCGUCAAAGAGCUCAGGGACAUGGGCAUCACGCUGCACCUUUUGCUUCACUCAGACAGAGAUCCAAUUCCAGAUGUUCCAGCCAUCUACUUCGUCAUGCCCACAGAGGAGAACAUCGACAGGAUAUGCCAGGACCUGAGGAACCAGCUGCACGAGUCCUACUUCCUGAACUUCAUUUCUGCCAUCAGCAGAAGUAAACUGGAGGACGUCGCCAGCGCCGCUCUGGCCGCCAACGCUGUGGCCCAAGUUACCAAGGUGUAUGAUCAGUACCUGAACUUCAUCACUCUGGAAGACGACAUGUUCACCCUCUGCCAUCAGAACAAGGAGCUCAUCUCCUACCAUGCCAUCAACCGAGCAGACAUCCAGGACACGGACAUGGAGGCCAUCAUGGACACCAUCGUGGACAGUCUCUUCUGCUUCUUCGUCACUCUGGGCGCCGUGCCGAUCAUUCGCUGUCCCCGUGGCAACGCAGCAGAGAUGGUUGCCGUGAAGUUGGACAAGAAGCUCCGUGAGAACCUGCGGGACGCCAGAAACAGCCUCUUCACCGGAGACAACAUGGCCGCCGGACAGUUCAGUUUCCAGAGGCCUCUGUUCGUCCUGGCCGAUCGUAACGUGGACAUGGCCACGCCCCUCCACCACACCUGGACCUAUCAGGCGCUGAUCCACGACGUCCUGGACUACCAGCUGAACAGGGUGGUGAUGGAGGAGGGGCUGGGGGCGGAGCCAUCUCCCGCCGGUGCCAGACCAAAGAAGAAGAACAGAAAGGCCUACGACCUGACCGCCGCCGACAGAUUCUGGCAGAAGCACAAGGGCAGUCCCUUCCCGGAGGUGGCGGAGUCGGUGCAGGAGGAGCUGGACACCUACAGAGCCCAGGAGGACGAGGUCAAACGCCUCAAGUGCAUCAUGGGUUUGGAGGGAGAAGACGAAGGAGCCAUCAGCAUGCUGUCAGACAACACAGCCAAGCUCACCUCCGCCAUGAGCUCUCUGCCUGAGCUGCUGGAGAAGAAGCGGCUGAUCGACCUGCACACCAACGUCGCCACGGCCGUCAAUGGACCACAUCAAGGUACCAGCUGCCAGCCAAUGACACG